AAUAAAUGUCAUAAAGAAAACUAUCUGUCAAUUACGACGCCAUGUUCUUCUAACCUUUCCGCUUCCGUUGACAGAUCCUUUUAGUAAAAAUCUGUGAAAAUGAAAGCCAAAGGAGAGUUGAAGGAAUUCGAGGUGAUCGGGCGCAAGCUCCCCUCUGAGAAUGACCCAAAACCUCCUCUGUACAGAAUGAGGAUCUUCUCCCCAGAUCCGAUCGUGGCCAAGUCCCGUUUCUGGUACUUCUUGAGACAACUGAAGAAGUUCAAGAAGACUACCGGAGAGAUCGUUUCCAUCAAGGAAAUCCCAGAGAAGAGCCCAGUCAAGAUCAAGAACUUUGGUAUCUGGCUCCGUUAUGAGUCUAGGUCUGGUGUACACAACAUGUACCGUGAAUACCGUGACUUGAGCGUGGGUGGUGCCGUAACACAGUGCUACCGUGACAUGGGAGCCAGGCACAGAGCGCGUGCUCACUCUAUCCACAUCAUCAAAGUGGAGGUAAUCAAGGCUUCAGCCUGCAGAAGACCACAGGUCAAACAGUUCCACAACAGCUCCAUCAGAUUCCCACUGCCCAAGCGUGUGCACCAUUACAAGAAACUCAACAAGUUCGCCUACAAGAGGCCCAGCACAUACUUCUUGUAAAUUGCUAAUUUUAAUUAAACAAAGCGU
Aricia agestis (brown argus) is the source of this 660-nucleotide messenger RNA. RefSeq names its product 60S ribosomal protein L18a (gene RpL18A). The record is from RefSeq and is a predicted model, not a curated record. Gene Ontology annotation, biological process: translation. Gene Ontology annotation, cellular component: cytosolic large ribosomal subunit; ribosome. Lineage: Eukaryota; Metazoa; Arthropoda; Insecta; Lepidoptera; Lycaenidae. The transcript is spliced from 4 exons. The coding region runs from base 100 to 633 and encodes 177 amino acids. Gene Ontology annotation, molecular function: structural constituent of ribosome.